AUGUACCAGAGCCACAAGACUGCGGCGGCGAUGAGAUGGCAUGCUGAGCACAAAUCUAAGGAGGGAGAAAUGUGUCAUCCUUCAGAUGCGGCGGAGUGGAAAUAUUUUCAAGAACAAAAUCCUCGAUUUGCAGAAGAACCCCGUAACGUUUAUCUUGGAUUAUGCACUGAUGGGUUCAAUCCGUUUGGCGUGUCUCGUAAUCAUUCAUUGUGGCCUGUGAUCUUGACUCCAUACAAUCUACCCCCUGGUAUGUGCAUGAACGAAGAGUUCUUGGUUCUUACAAUUUUGAAUUCUGGGCCAAAUCAUCCGCGAGCUAGUCUGGAUAUCUUCCUCCAACCUUUGAUUGAGGAGUUAAAAGAGUUGUGGUCUACUGGAGUCGAUGCAUACGAUGUUUCCUUGAAUGAAAAUUUUAAUCUAAAGGCAGCUAUAAUGUGGACGAUAAGUGACUUUCCGGCGUAUGGCAUGUUAUCAGGAUGGACAACCCAUGGAAAAUUGUCUUGUCCAGUUUGCAUGGAAGAUACAAAGUCGUUUUAUCUCCCUAAUGGAAGGAAGGUGUGUUGGUUUGAUUGUCAUUGGAGAUUUCUUCCUCACGAUCAUCCAUUAAGGAGGAAUAAGAAAGACUUUCUAAAGGGAAAAGAUGCUUUGAGAGAGUAUCCACCUCAGUCGUUGACCGGUGAGCAAGUUUAUUACGAGCGGUUGGCUGAAGUAAAACCACCAAAAACCAAGGACGUUGGUGGAAAUGGUCAUGAAAAGAAGACUGCUGGCUAUGGGAAGCAACACAACUGGCAUAAGUUAAGCAUCUUAUGGGAGCUGCCUUACUGGAGGGACCUCAAUCUUCGACACAAUAUUGAUGUGAUGCAUACAGAGAAGAACGUUUUGGAUAACAUCAUGUAUACUCUUAUGAGUGUGAAGGGUAAAUCAAAAGACAACAUCAUGUCAAGAUUGGAUAUACAAAAAUUCUGUUCUCGGCCACAACUACAUAUUGAUAGUGAUGGUAAAGCUCCUUUCCCACCCUACACUUUGACAGAAGAAGCGAGAACAAGUUUACUAGAAUGUGUCAAACAUUCGGUGAAAUUUCCUGAUGGCUAUUCGUCAGACCUAGCUAGUUGUGUUGAUAUGGAAAAUGGAAAGUUUUCAGGCAUGAAGAGUCAUGACUGCCAUGUUUUUAUGGAACGACUACUUCCAUUUAUCUUUGCAGAACUCCUAGACCGGAACGUCCACCUUGCAUUAUCAGGGCUUGGAGCAUUUUUCCGGGACUUAUGUGCGAGAACUUUGCAUAAAAGUCGCAUUCAAAUUCUAAAACAGAACAUAAUUCAGAUCCUAUGCAAUUUGGAAAAGAUCUUUCCACCAUCAUUUUUCGACGUGAUGGAGCAUUUGCCUAUACAUCUCCCCUACGAAGCUGAAUUAGGAGGCCCUGUCCAAUAUAGGUGGAUGUUAACACGAUUUGAUCAAGGUGAAGCCCAUGAAUAUCAUGUCCCUGGAGUACCUCCUAUAUUUACUCACAUCGGCCGUCCAAGUGGAGAAAUGAAUGAAGUUUCUUACUGGAACGCCACAAAUCCAUUUCCUACCUGGGUUCAAGAGAUAGUGCAUGGACCUUUGAACAAGGUCAAAACAUGGCCAAUGUAUUUUACAAGAGGCUACUUAUUUCAUACACGUGAUCAUGGUGUUGGACAAAGGACUUGUAACUAUGGAGUCUGUGUUAAAGGUGAAAAUUACACUGAUGCAUCCGAUGCAGCGGAUUUCUACGGGACUUUAACUGAUAUCAUAGAACUCGAGUAUGAGGGGAUGGUCAAUUUGAGAAUCACACUUUUUAAGUCCUCCCAGGCGCAUCAAGUUUGCUAUAUUCCCUACCCAUACACAAAGAAACCAAGGAAGGAAUGGCUCAAUGUUUUAAAAGUUAAUCCAAGGGGAAACAUUGCAGGAGAAUAUGAGAACAAAGAACCAACUCUUUUGCAAACAGAAAAUGAUGAUGCUGUAUUGGUGACAACUAUUGAAGAUCUGGUUUUCGAUAAUUUAGAAGAAAUAAAUGAACCAAUAAAUCUUGAUUAUGAUGUCGAAGAUGCAGAACCAGAAGAUGAAUUUCAAUGUAAUUUAUCAUCUUCAGACGAUGAAGUAGAUGAAGACGAAGAUCCUCCUAACUAA
Messenger RNA from Camelina sativa (false flax), 2142 nucleotides. The record is from RefSeq and is a predicted model, not a curated record. Lineage: Eukaryota; Viridiplantae; Streptophyta; Magnoliopsida; Brassicales; Brassicaceae.